AAACAUUCACACAGCAGACGGCAUGAAGUCGCCCUAUUUCCCUGCGAGAUCGGUGCUUUUUCGCAAAGAGCCAAACGGAGUGACAUACAGAGUCCCGGCUCUGCUCUACCUGCCAAACUCCAGGUCGUUUCUGGCUUUUUGUGAAGAGAGACUCAGUCCGUCUGACUCUCAGGCUCAUCUGCUGGUUAUGAGAAAAGGAACUUUCUACAGGAACUAUGUGGAGUGGGAGGAUAUUUGUGUUCUGGGCACUGCUUUCCUGCCUGGCCACCGCUCUAUGAAUCCCUGUCCGGUGUAUGAUGAGUUCACAGGAACCCUCUUCCUCUUCUUCAUCGCUGUCCUGGGCCACACCUCAGAGUCCUACCAGCUGGUGACGGGGAAGAACGUGACCCGACUCUGCUACAUCUCCAGCACUGACGGCGGCGACACCUGGAGCGCUGUCACAGACCUCACAAUGAGGGUCAUAGGAGACACUAUCAAAGAAUGGGCCACGUUCGCUCUCGGUCCAGGUCACGGCAUCCAGCUGAAGUCAGGUCGUCUGCUCGUUCCUGCCUACGCCUACCACAUCGAGUGCAAAGAGUGCUUCGGACAGCUCUGCCAGACCACUCCUCAUGCCUUCUGCUUUCACAGCGACACCCACGGGAGAAGCUGGCGUUUUGGGGAGGCGGUACCGGGCCCAGAGAGUGUGGAGUGUCAGAUGGUGUCUGUGGACGAGGAGGACGGCACUAAUGUGUUGUACUGUAACGCUCGCAGCCCUCUGGGGUACAGAGUUCAGGCCCUCAGUCUGGACGAUGGAGCCGUGUUCCAGGAGGGGCAGCUAGUGCAGCGGCUGGUGGAGCCUCGAAACGGUUGUCAUGGUAGUAUUAUUGGAUUUCCUGCCCCGUUACAUCUGCAUCAACGCCUUAACAAUCACCUACAGCAACCUGUGAACCGCUCCAGACACUGGACAUCCCACAUGGCCCACUCUUUUCACACCAGUUCUGUUGCAUCCACAUCCAUCACAGCAUCUCAACCUCCAAACAUCACUUCAGCUCUCAAUAGUCUGUCACCCCAUCAUUACUCCUCCCCGGAUUUCCUCACCCCCACCUGGGUAGUGUACUCCCACCCAACGUGGACCACUGCACGCAAGGAUCUCGGCGUGUUCCUCAGCCUUUUUCCCCGUGAUCCAGACAGCUGGCGUGGCCCUUGGGUGAUCUACGAGGGCCCCAGCGCCUACUCCGACCUGGCCUACCUGGAGCUGUCACCCUCACCUGGAGCGCCGCCUGCUGUGGCCUUCGCCUGCCUGUUUGAGUGCGGCACCAAAACCGCCUACGAUGAGAUCUGCUUCAGCAUCUUCACCCUCUAUGAGCUCAUUGACAAUCUGCCUCGAGUUGUGCAGCCGCGAAAUGACGGAUAUAAAAGACAGCAGAGUCAGGCGUCUGAGAUGGAUUGUAGAUGUGAUGCUCAGAAUGUUUUCCAGCAGGUACCACAUGUGAAGAAGAGGAGAAAGAAGAGCAAACUGAUGGAGAUGUGCUCUGUUUCUUAAAUAUAGUCUUUAAUAUAGUCUUUAAGCUUGUAAUGCGCAGAUUUGAUAUAGUUUUCUAUAUAUACUCAGUGGCUACUUUAUUAAUCAAAUAUUAAUCUUCCGCCAUAAGGUUUACUGUCAUGAUGCCUGUAAAGUUCAGGUUUAGACAAAUAUAGAGUUCUGCUCUGUAUAACUCUGACCUCAGUAAUAAGACAAACAUCUGAAUUUAGACAAUUCCAACAUAAACUGAACAUUUACAUUCAGAAUCUUAGAAUUUACGACUGAACUGUGGUAAAAAUGUAAAUAUACUGUAGAUGUACGGUGCCUUUACAAAGCAUGGGAGUUCUCCUAUUUUAUUGCUUUUCAGAACCGGUCAAUUUAAAUUGGCUGUUUGGACAUGAAUUUACAAAAAAAAAGACUAAUGUCAAAGUGACAGAUUUUAACAAAGAAAUGUCUAUUAAUUCUAAAUAUGACAUGUAAAAUAAAUGUGACUGUACAAGAAAGAGGCUGAUAAGAAAGGCCACCAUGAUACCUAUGACUCCACUGAAGGAGUUAUAACUUUAGUGACUGAGAUGGGAGAGUCUGAGGAGUCAAAGAUUUAUGGGAUAUUGGCAAAGAGAAAGCCACUGAUGAAAAAGUCCAAAUUAAAUCUCGACUAAAGUUUGCCAGAAAGCAUGUGGGAGGCUCUGAAGUCAAGUGGAAGGAGGUUCUUUGGUCUGAUGAGACCAAAAGUGAGUUUUUAGCCACCAGCUUAGACACCAAACACUGCAUAUCAUCUCAAAUACAACAUCCCCACUGUGAAGCAUGGUGGUGGCAGCAUCAUGAUGUAGGGAUGCUUCUUAGCAGCAGGUCCUGGAAGGCUUGUAAAAGUAGAGGGUGAAAUGAAUGAAGCAAAGUAUGAGGAAAUCUUUGAGUGCAACCUGACUGCAUCUGCAAGACAAUUGUGACUUGAGAGAAGAUUUGUUUCCCAGCAAGACAACGACCAAAGCAUACAGCCAAAGCUACACAGAAAGGGUUUAGAGACAACAAGGUGAUUGUUCUGGAGUGGCCGAGUCAGAGCCCAGACCUGAAUCCAACGGAGAAUUUGUGGCUGGACUUGAAAAGUGAUCCCUGUGCAACCUGACAGCUUUCCAAACUGGCUUGCUGAGACCUAUCCACACAGGCUCAAUGGGGUAAUUACAGCCAAAGACACAUCUACGAAAUACCGACUUGAAGGUUGUGAAUACUUAUGCAAUCAUUUAUUUUUCAAUUUAUAAUGUGUUUUAACUUUGACAUCAAAGAAUCUUUUUGUAAAUUGUUGUCAGAGAGGCUUGACGAUGAUUCACUGUUGAAAAGCAGUAAAAUGGGAAAACUCUCAUAGGGGGGCAAAUACUUCUAAUAGGCCCUGCAGAUAUAGAAAUAAUAAUAAAUAAUAAAGUGGCCACUAAGUCAACAUCCACCAUGUUUUCUUUUGCACUGUACAUCCUGCUGACAAGAGUGGCUGGUCUUAUGACUAAUGCAGAUUCUGUAGUGUUAUUGAGUGGGUUUUAGUUGCAGUAUCUGCAACACAAUAUGAGAUGAAAAGCCUUUCAGUUCAGUUCAGUAUGUUGAGUGUCUGUUAUGAUUUUGUAAAACACAUAAAAUGUCAUUAAAAUUCCCAACCCUCAAAUUUUUCUCUGUUUAGUGGGAGUGUUCUUUAGCUAAUGGUGCUUAGAGCCGAUGGGAAAUUAAUCAGAAACCACUCAGAUUCCACUUUUUGCAGUGUGAAGAUAUGUUGUCUGUGAAUGGAAUAUUUUGGAAUGAUAUUUUCAAAUAAGUAACCUUGAAGUAUAACUUUUGGGGUCAUUUUUCCAUAUUUGUUAAUGUUUCAUAGACUAAAUUAAGAAAAUAAAUGCUACAUUAAUUGAUAAAGAUGGUGGUGAUUCAGAUGGGAGCAUGUCAAAGCUAUGUCCUUUGUUUAUGCAAGUAAAAGUACACAUAUCAGCAUCAAAAUACACUUAAAAUACACAAAAUAAUUACUUCAGGGAAUGGCAUGUUUCUGAAUAAAGAAUAUUAAAUUAUUAGAUUGUAAUUACUGAUGCAGUAUUAUGUUCACUGUAGUACUGAGUGUGGUAAAGUUGGUUUAACUAUAGAUACAAGUACUUUACCUACUGAGCCGCUUAUGGAUUCCACCUUGGAGAUCAACAAAGUUUUAUGUUUAAUUUGUAAUCUUGCAUCAUAAUGUGUUUGUUGAUUAUAUUUUGCAACAUUAAACAAAAUCUGCAAAGUAACUAAAGU
Amphiprion ocellaris (clown anemonefish) is the source of this 3757-nucleotide messenger RNA. It is a transcript of the gene neu4, whose product is annotated as sialidase 4. NCBI's taxonomy places the organism in Eukaryota, Metazoa, Chordata, Actinopteri, Pomacentridae. The record is from RefSeq and is a predicted model, not a curated record. Gene Ontology annotation, biological process: oligosaccharide catabolic process; ganglioside catabolic process. Gene Ontology annotation, molecular function: exo-alpha-sialidase activity. The coding region runs from base 23 to 1522 and encodes 499 amino acids. Gene Ontology annotation, cellular component: lysosome; membrane; cytoplasm. The transcript is spliced from 3 exons.